UUCACCAUACCUUCGUGGUUGUUACUUUCAUCGACAUACUACUCUGCAAGAUCCACCUUCAGGAAGCUCUACCAGAUACCAUAGAGCAAAGCCAGCAUGGAAGACAGCAUCCAGUACCUACUCAGCCUCGAAGCCGUCCGCGACCGAGCCCGUGUUGUCUUGAGCCUAGCCGAGCAAGACAAACUCCAUCACUAUGACUACCAUCCCGACCGAUUGGACGCGACCGUCGACUAUGUUGUGAAUAUCAUCAAGCGUGACUUUGGCCCCGACCGAUACAAUCAGAUCCCUCCCCACGGUCGCUGGCAGCAUUUCGAAGUCGGCGGCGUGCCUCGACUGCAACAGCUGCUGGAGCGUUGGGAGAAAGCAGGUUAUGACGAUAAGGAAAGGGUGCGGAGUCUCUUGGAUCUGUUCUUCGUCUCCGUGCUCCUCGACGCCGGAGCCGGCGAUACCUGGCGGUUUGUGGAACCUGAUACGGGCAAUGUGUAUAACCGGAGUGAGGGGAUUGCGGUCGCUUCGCUGUAUAUGUUCUUGAACGGGGAUUUCGCGAAGAAGGACUCGGACAGGAAGGAUGUGGUGCAUGGCGAGGCCCUGAGAAGCUUGACAGUGGAGGUGUUGGCUCAGGGGUUUCAAGUUGAUAAGACGAGGAAUCCGCUUGUUGGAGCCGGUGCACGCGUCGAGAUUCUCCAGAGACUUGGGCAGUCUGUGACCAGUCUGUCUGAGAUAUUUGGACCCUCCGGGCGCCCCGGGCACCUUCUUGAUUAUCUUCUUUCUUCGGGCGCCGAACAUCUGGACUACAAACAGCUCUGGACUGUGUUGCAACAAACAUUGAUUCCGAUCUGGCCCGCCGACCGAACCCGCGUCCGUGGCAAUCCCAUCGGCGAUGCAUGGCCUCUGCCCGUGCUAUCGGAGACCUCGCAGACCUCAACGACGGACCCAGACACCGCCACCAUCCAGCCCUUCCACAAGCUGACGCAGUGGCUGGCUUACUCCCUCAAGGUCCCAUUUGAGCGCAUCCUGAAGAUCACCUGGAAGAACGCGGAGCUGGGCACCGGACUGCCCGAGUAUCGCAACGGGGGGUUGUUCGUCGACAUGGGUGUCUUGACGCUCAAGCCAGAGGCGCUGGAGCGGGGGUUGAGCAUCUCCAAGUCCAGUCUGCCGUGCUUUGCGGUGGGCGAUGCAGAGAUUGUCGAAUGGCGAGCCAUGACAGUUGCGCUUCUGGACGAGUUGCAUACGCGGAUUCUUCGCAGCGGGAAGUUGGGGGAUGUGAGCUUGACCUUGCCUCAACUGCUGGAGGCGGGCUCGUGGAAAGCGGGCCGAGAGUUGGCGGCCGAGAAGCGCCCGCACACUAAGUCCAGCCCUAUCUUAAACUCGGGCGAUGGGACGCUGUUUUAGGGGUAGGCAGAUGAAGUGGAAAAGAAGGAUUUCGAAUCCAGAUUAGGCUCGCAGCUCUGACGACCUUAAUACCACUCCCGAUUAUAGAUCGCGUGCUCCUAG
Molecule: messenger RNA, 1494 nt
Organism: Aspergillus saccharolyticus JOP 1030-1
Lineage: Eukaryota; Fungi; Ascomycota; Eurotiomycetes; Eurotiales; Aspergillaceae
Product: URC4/urg3 family protein
Exons: 4
Coding region: 97-1392 (431 amino acids)
Source: RefSeq, a predicted model, not a curated record